Molecule: messenger RNA, 1309 nt
Organism: Cuculus canorus (common cuckoo)
Lineage: Eukaryota; Metazoa; Chordata; Aves; Cuculiformes; Cuculidae
Gene: YRDC
Product: yrdC N6-threonylcarbamoyltransferase domain containing
Exons: 6
Coding region: 19-792 (257 amino acids)
Biological process (GO): regulation of translational fidelity
Cellular component (GO): cytoplasm
Molecular function (GO): nucleotidyltransferase activity; double-stranded RNA binding; tRNA binding
Source: RefSeq, a predicted model, not a curated record
GCCGGAAGUGUCCCGCGCAUGCGGCGGGCGGCGGUAGCGGCGCUGGCGCGAGUGGUGGAGGGAGCGCCCGGGCUGGGGUUCAGCCCCGGGGGCAGCGCCUGCGGGGCCCGCCUGCUGCUGCCGCCCGGCCGGGCGUGCCCCGGCGACCACACUGGCUGGCGGGAGGUGGUGGCGACCACUGCGAGGGCACUGCUGGCAGGUGGGCUGGUGGCGGUGCCGACAGAUACGGUGUACGGCGUGGCGUGCCUGGCCCAGGACACCGGGGCUGUACAGAGCAUCUACCGCCUGAAGGGGCGAGAUGGUGGGAAGCCGCUGGCCAUCUGCCUUGGGGAGGUGGACCACAUCCACAGGUACUGCCAGGUGAAUGUGCCAGACGAGCUGCUACGGGACCUCCUCCCAGGGCCUGUGACCCUGGUUUUAAAGCGCUCCGAAGAGCUGAAUAAAGAUUUGAAUCCUUUCACAUCGCUGGUCGGUGUGCGCAUUCCAGACCACUCCUUUGUUAGGGACGUGGCACGAGCUUGCUCCGGGCCCCUCGCUUUAACAAGCGCCAACUUCAGCUCUCAGGCGAGCACGCUGACUGUCUUGGAAUUCCAAGACCUGUGGCCUCAUUUGUCCCUAAUCAUUGACGGAGGCCCCAUAGGGGAUGUCCAGAGCCCAGAGUGUCGCUUGGGGUCGACAGUCGUUGACUUGUCUGUGCCGGGGAAGUUCAUCAUCAUCCGGCCUGGCUGUGCGCUGACAUCGACAGUUGAAAUCCUGAGGCAGAAGUACGGCUUGAUACCAGGAUCGUCUUAAGGCUUCAGGCUGGAAGGCUCUGCAGGGCUGGUAAAGCUGGGCACCGUGUGCCUGUGCGUUCAGAAAACGGGUGAUCAUGGCCUUGUUUAAUGAGGUCGAUGGGUUAUGUUGCGGUUAAUAAAAGAUAAAACAAGAUUAAAAACUCAGAGCAACGGCUGAUGGGUGUCUGCAUUAGUAUCACAUCUACUGUGGUCUGAGAAACCAACCCAAAGACGUGUGCUGCUCUCUUUUUCCUGCUGUCGCAUUCCCAAAUAGCCUCUGAUUUAUUAAUGGCCUUUGAGAUACAGUAAUUCCAAUGUCAUGGUGUUCUCAGGAUGAUGUGGUGACGACAGCGGCUGACCCGCCCUCCCUUUAACACUCAUUCGUUGUGUUGAAAGAAAAGCAAAGAUGGAAAAGAGGUUUUUCCAGCUUUGGCUAUGGUGUCUUCUGGCUGUUUUUCUUUGUUAAAUGCAAUCCAAACCAGCGGCAGGGACAGAGGCAGUGGGGUUGGAUAACCCUGCUUUGGUAGGAAGUUGAA